Messenger RNA from Bacillus rossius redtenbacheri, 4880 nucleotides. RefSeq lists its product as uncharacterized. The coding region runs from base 406 to 2895 and encodes 829 amino acids. NCBI's taxonomy places the organism in Eukaryota, Metazoa, Arthropoda, Insecta, Phasmatodea, Bacillidae. The record is from RefSeq and is a predicted model, not a curated record. The transcript has 5 exons.
CUUCCUUUCUCCUAUUUCCAGUUUUUUUUUUGGUAAUUGCUGCGGACUGUUGACCAACAUUUGCUGAAUGUAGUUAGUAAUUUUUUUUAAAGCAGGGCAGCUGUGAAAUUAGGAUUAUUUGAGUAAACUUUGACAGACGACUACGGAAAAGGUUAGGAAUGUAAUUUUUUUGAAAAUAAAUGUUAAAAUGAUGUCGGUAAACACGUCAGGAAUGUGGUAAUGUUAUCUGACGUAUAUGCAGUGGCAGGUAAUUUACAGGAUGGUACUUGUUUAAGUAUCAAUGUGUAUCUUAUGUGAAGAAGAAAUAUUAAAGCUAGUAUUAAAACUUACUGAAAAAAAUUAGUAGGUGUAAUUUAUUUCUAGAUCUUAUACUAACCAUCUCGAAAUGAUCUGUGAAGCCCCCAAAUGGACACUGGCAAAAGAGGGCGUUUCCCCGCGCCCUCAGACUCUGAUACACACAACCUGGAUGCUGUAAGAGCGUUGCAUCAAACAGUUGUCUCAUUGCGUGCAGCACUUGACAAGUCUCGUGCUGAAUUGCAAGAGUUACGUUCCAAAGUUCAGUCACAAGUAGACACAUCCAUCUAUCGAGACACAAUAGAAAAACUAUCUCUUGAAAAUCACAUUUUGCGAUCGAGAGUACUAGCCAAUGGCAAAGUUGCAGAGUAUGUUGAUUCUUUAACUGACAUACUACUGAAACCAAACUUGUUACCUAUUGAAAGCAACACAAAACACAUGGAUCAGUCUAAAACUGUACCAGAUGAGUUAAAGGUUGGUAACAAUGAUAAUGUGAAGGAUAGUGCGAGACCAGCAGUGAAAACUGCUGAAGAUUUGACAGUUUCAAACGUGCAAGAAGUUUCUGCAAAAGAAGAUGCUAAUGAAGUUAACCAAUUGCAACGCAGUACUCUAGAAGAAAAAGAAGAUGAAGGAGGCGGAGAAAAUAAGAUUUGCACAGAGAAACUGGAACACAGAGAGUCAAGCAUCAGGUCAGAAGAUGGCGACCAUUCUGUGGGCAGUGAAACAAGUCAGCAGGAUGGUGGGCCACAGCAAGUGGCUAAGACGGCAGGGGACUCUGAUAACGAAUCUGAGGAACUGGAUGAUAUUGAGCUUAUAUUCACAACUGAAGAGACAAAAGAGUUGGGUGUUUUGCAGGAAGAUCUGGUAUCCAUCACAGAGACCGAGGUGUGGCACCCAAGUGGCAACGCAACUCUGUAUAAGCACCCCAGGGUGGAAAAUGUUAAUGAGGUAGCAGAAGAGGAAGAUGAUGAUGAAGUGUUUCCAAAAGAUGGGGUUGAUGAGAAGGAAGUACCUCCAUCUAACCUCACCAAGAUCUGGACACAGUCUGUGCUCGUGGAAACUGAUAUCUCAAAGUGUGGUGUUGUGGAUGAUAUAGAUGUUACUAUACCAUUGUCUCGGAGAAACACAUUGCCCAACCCUCUUAUGUACCACACAGUUCUCCCCAGAGAACCGUUGGCAAACAAGGUUUCGAUCGGCCCCUCACCCUUGAGUCCUCGGCCAUUUGCAGUGAAGUUUGCCGCUUCAUCGGGAGGUCCCCAAAGUCAAAGGAAUGGCAGGCUAGAGUUAACAAAGUCUGCGGUAAGACCCAUUCUGAUCGAGAAAAAUGCAGUGAAGAGAGAGUCGGAAGCUCAGACGGACAUUACCGCGCUGCCGUCGCAGUGGAAAUCAGAAAGCUAUUUGGCCCAUAAAGUCUCGCAUAACUUCACAACUCUACCUUCCAAGUUUGCCAUGCCGAUACAGCAAAUGGUUCACCCAAAAUAUUCAUUACGACUCUCCGAGAAGACCCAAGAGGCUCGUAGGACAUUGCUGUCGGAUAUCAACUUCACGAGCAUGGUGCCGGAGCUGUCACGCAGUGCAGACCACCUGUGCCAAGAAGACACGGAGCAGAGCAUCCAGCCCGCCAACAUGGGGCUGUGCCGCAACUACCCCAGGGCGUUCUCGUACAUGAAGAACGGCGAGGUGAUGUCGCCGAGCUACGCCCAUUCGAGGGACUACGGCAAGGACCCGUGGUCUCCGUGCAGCUGCACCCAGUACGGGGGCAGCCAGCUGUACCACCGCUACCAGGGCUCGCUGUCGUCCAUGUCCGGCCCGCUGAGCUACGAGGCUCUGGACCCUCGCAGGAGGCACUCGUGGAGGCCGUCCUACGACAGCUACCAGAGCAGCACGCUGUCGCAGAAGCCCGCCUGGGGCUCCGUGCCCUCGUCGCCCACCCACGGCCGGCGCUCGCGCAGCAUGCAGUUCGCGCAGACACCGUGCUCCGACGUCAACUUGUACUCGUGCGCCAGCGGGCGAGAGCUGCAGUUCAGCUCCUCGUCUCUCCGCAGCGGCAAGCUGCAGCCGUCAAAGAGCAGAUCUCGCAACAAAGUCACAUUUGAAGAGUCUUCCUUGCGCCGUGUGCCGCAUCCCGGCCAGUCGCUGCCCGAUCUCAGGGCUGACAUUGAUUUCGACAGCGGUAACUCUACCGACUCCCUCAUAGAUGAAGCAGAGGAGUAUUUGCGACGUUCGAUUGAUUCCAUUCUGACUGGAACAGAUUGGAGUCGGGUUGGGCGUCGAAGACAGGCCCGCAAACAUUCAGAACCAGACCAGAUACGAGAGCUGGUGCCCCCGCGGUCAGCCCGGCCGUUCCUCCCGAAGAUACCGCGAGACCUCAAGCUGGACUACAUGGUGAAGGUGAUCUCGGCCGAGGGGCGCGUGAUGAUGGGGCGCGUGCGGUACGUGGGCGGCGUGCCCGGCCGGGCGGAGCCCCACGUGGGGGUGGAGCUGCCCCGGGACUCCGGCGACUCGGACGGCUCCUUCCAGGGCCGGCGGUUCUUCGACUGUGACCCAGGCAAGGCGAUGUUUGUGCCCUUCAAGAAGGUCGUCAUGGCUUGGAGCACCUGAACCAUCGCAGAGGUGUUGCAUCCUUCUUAGAGUGUCCCCAACUUCAUUUCCUCCCCCUGCCCCCUCCCACCCGCCCGUGUAUUUCUGACCGGCUCCCGUCGUAUUGUAAACACCCAGAAUCUCUCUUGCAGGUAUGUUGUUACUGUACUGUCUACUGCUGCCUAUCACUUAGUAGGUAGUUGUAUGUAUAUGUAUUAGCUAUGUGGUGACAUAGUCCUUCAUGUUCAAUAGGUUCUGUGUAUAUAGUGGAUACCCAAAAUAUAUAACAAAACAUUUGGUGUUUGAAACCCAUUCCAAUCAAGAUGUAAUCUAAUUUUACGAAUGAGUAUGUUAUUUUAUCAUACAUAUUAUGUGUUGACAUUUAAGAUUUUACAGUUGUGUGACACACAUAUUUUAUGGUUUUGAGAAUGAAUCUCAUAGGGAUUCUACCUAAUGUUAUUUCGGUUUUUUUGGUUUACCUUUGUUUUUUUUUUUUAGUAAAGAUGGAACUUAGAUCUAUUUUAUUGGUGCUGUUCGAUUUUAAGUAUGAUCUGCUUGAUGCUGCAACAGUCCGGGAUCUUGGGGCGAGAGACACAAUGCAUACACAUGCAGUGUGCGAGUGAUGGAGGCGCGAGUGUUUUUGGGUGACGUUGCUACUGGAGUGGUGAACGGUAAUGCCUUCUCUCUUCUGGUAUCCAGUAUCAAUGUCAGUUCUCACGUAUUAUAAUACUUAACACCCUACGUGAGUUUCUGUAACUAUAAAUGUUAUCUAGCUUAGUACCCUGUCACUCUGCAAACUAGCACCAUUUGUAUUGUUACUUAAGUUAGUUCUUUAAUUUAAGUGAAUUAACUUUACUCAACAAGUACCAAUUGCCUUGAUCUGUUACUCCUUUUUUUUUUGUUGUAAAUGAAUGUGUGAUAAUUUUUGUAAAAGUAGGCUUUUAUUUCUUUAAGUGUGCAGUGAAGAAUGUUUGUUGAAUAACAAAAAAAAACCCUGCCUCUUUGUGCAGUAAAGUGAGUGCAACGGAAGGUUAUUUUUAACUGUGCUGUAGGUAAAAUGAAUUUGCCCUUUUAAGUUCUGUGGUUUAUUAUGGUUUAUUAAACUGUCUAGGUGAGUUUGCGAAUGCUAUUUCUAGUUGAGAGCUUUAAUUUGUUGAAGUUUUUUUUUUUUGCAAGAUAUUUCAGACAAAUCACGAUCCAGUUGCAGAAGUAUUACGUUGUACACUGAAUUAUCAGUUUUCUCAUAAUUUAUCAUUCCCUUACCACUAAAUGUGACUCAGAGUGGUGUUGUUACAUAAUGUGUGUGUCUUACAGUUAUCUUAAGAAGUUUUUAAUAAAUGUUCCCCUCGAUCUGUGUUCAACACCUCAGUGUGCUAAGUGACUUGUGUUAUCAAACCAAAGUAUGCUCUUCCCCUACUUCAUACGUUCCCCUAACUCUCAAUAGUCCAUUGCAGAGUGCCACUCAGGCAUUCAUAUUAAACUAUUUGUUGAUCUGUGAAUGGUACUAUGAUUAUGACAUUUUCAUCUAAUAUUUUAUGAAUAGCAAGGUGUGUAUGGUCAGUUGUCUGUUGAUGAGUAUAGAUGAUUCUUAAAAAUGUGUUUUAAUUUCUUCUUGUUUACACUGAUGCAGUUUUCAUGGUAGCUUUAGUUUGCAUGUCCAAAAGUUGCAAUGUUAUAUUGUGGUUGAAAUUUAAGUUGUAUCAUAUUUUGUUACUGUCUUAUCUUGAUCUAGUCAUAAGGCUUAUUGAGCAUCAGUUUCAUUUUGUGCUGAACCAAAGUUAUUUAAUAUGUAUCUUAUAAUUUGUAAAAAAAAAUAUUGUGCUAUAUACUCAUAAUUCUAUGUAUGUGUUAGUAAUUACAUUACAUUUUCUUGCCCAGUAAGAAUUGCAUAUCACUUAAAAUGUAAAAGCUAAGUCAACAGUGAUUAAUAAUUGCAAUACUGAAAAAUCAAAUUGUUAAAGAAUUUUGAGAAAAUUUAUUAAUAUAUAUUGUUUUCUUUGUUGGAG